Messenger RNA from Pteronotus mesoamericanus, 2316 nucleotides. RefSeq names its product dpy-19 like 2 (gene DPY19L2). The transcript has 22 exons. Gene Ontology annotation, cellular component: nuclear inner membrane. The coding region runs from base 1 to 2316 and encodes 771 amino acids. The record is from RefSeq and is a predicted model, not a curated record. Gene Ontology annotation, molecular function: mannosyltransferase activity. Gene Ontology annotation, biological process: spermatid development. NCBI's taxonomy places the organism in Eukaryota, Metazoa, Chordata, Mammalia, Chiroptera, Mormoopidae.
AUGGUCGGGCAAAGGAGGAAUAAGCCCAGAGAAGCGGCCGCGGAGCCGCUGCACUCUCCGCGCUUCCUGCAGGCGAGGCGGCGGCGGCGCCGGGCCACCGGGGAGGCGCAGAGGGAGGAGGAGCCGCCGGAGCAGGCGGAAAGGCGGGAGCUGCCCAGGCCCGUAGGCUGCGGGCGCCUGCCCCGGGGCGCCCGGCCCUGCUCUCCGCGGAGGACCCGAAAACUGAAGGCGCAGAACUGCCUGCAAAUGGAACUGGUCGCCAAGACCCUGUUUCUCCGCCGCUUCCAAUUCUUCAACUCUGUCCUGGAGCAGCUGCGCGACAAGGUGCAUCUAUUGCGGAGACGCCAGCUCUCGUUCCGGACGACGGUCAGCGUAGCUGCCUUUAUAGGAGUUUUGCACUGGAUACAUUUAGUAACACUCUUUGAAAAUGAUCGUCAUUUUUCUCACCUCUCAUCUUUGGAACGGGAGAUGACUUUUCGCACUGAAAUGGGACUUUAUUAUUCCUACUUCAAGACCAUUAUCGAAGCACCUUCGUUUUUGGAAGGACUGUGGAUGAUUAUGAACGACAGGCUCACUGAGUAUCCCCUCGUCAUUAAUACAGUGAAACGCUUCCAUCUCUAUCCAGAGGUGGUUCUAGCCUUCUUGUACCGCACAUUUGUGGGAAUAACGAAUUUAUUUGGGGUAGAAACUAAGACCUGCUGGAAUGUCACCAGAGUAGAACCUCUAAAUGAAGUUCAAAGCUGUGAAGGAAUGGGAGACCCUGCUUGCUUUUAUGUUGGUAUGAUUUUUAUUUUAAAUGGAAUAAUGAUGGCAUUGUUCUUCAUGUAUGGUGCGUAUCUGAGUGGGACUCAUCUUGGAGGUCUAAUUACAGUAUUAUGCUACUUUUUCAACCAUGGAGAGGCCACCCGUGUGAUGUGGACCCCGCCUCUCCGGGAAAGCUUUUCAUACCCGUUCCUUGUACUUCAGAUGUUCAUUUUAACUUUGAUUCUCAGGACCUCGAACAUCAAUAGAAGGCAUUAUAUGGCACUUUGUCUUUCUAACGUUGCUUUCAUGCUACCUUGGCAGUUUGCUCAGUUUAUCCUUUUUACACAGAUAGCCUCAUUAUUUCCCAUGUAUGUCGUGGGGUACAUUGAGCCAAAUAAAUUCAAGAAGAUCAUUUAUAUGAACAUGAUUUCAGUUCUCCUUUGUUUUGUACUGAUGUUUGGAAAUCCAAUGUAUUUAUCUUCUUAUUAUACUUCAUCUUUGUUAAUGACAUGGGUGAUAAUUCUGAAGAGAAAUAACAUUCAAAGAUUGGGAGUGUCUGAACUCAACUUUUGGCUAAUUCAAGGUUGCAGUUGGUUAUGUGGAACAAUCAUUUUGAAAUUUCUGACAUCUAAAAUCUUGGGCGUUUCAGACCAUAUUCGCCUGAGUGACCUUAUAGCUGCGAGAAUCUUAGGGUACACAGAUUUCGAUACCUUAAUCUACACCUGUGCUCCCGAAUUUGACUUUAUGGAAAAAGCGACACCACUGAGAUACACAAAGACAUUAUUGCUUCCACUUGUAAUGGUGAUUACUUACUUCAUCUUUAAAAAGGCUUUUCGUGAUAUUUUAUGUGUCUUAUCCACAAACACUUAUCUAAGGAAACAGCUCCUUGAACAUGGUGAGCUCAUCUUUCACACGCUGCAGCUGUUCGCAUUUUCGGCUCUUGCCAUUUUGAUCAUGAGGCUGAAGCUGUUCUUGACCCCUCACAUGUGCGUUAUAGCCUCUCUGAUCUGCUCGCAACGGCUCUUUGGCUGGCUUUUUUGCAGAGUUCGUUUUGAGAAUCUUAUCUUUGGCCUCCUCACAGUCAUGUCACUACAGGGUUGUGCAAACCUCCAUAAUCAGUGGAGCAUCAUAGGAGAAUUUAAUAAUUUGCCUCAGGAAGAACUGAUACUGUGGAUCAAACACAAUACCAGACCAGAUGCUGUGUUCGCGGGGGCCAUGCCGACCAUGGCGAGUGUGAAGCUGUCCACUCUGCGCCCCAUUGUGAAUCACCCACACUACGAGGACGCGGACCUGAGGGCCCGGACAAAAAUAGUUUAUUCCACAUAUAGUCGAAAACCUGCAAAAGAAGUAAGAGAUAAAUUGUUGGGAUUGCAUGUGAAUUACUUCAUUUUAGAAGAAGCGUGGUGUGUGGUGAGAACUAAGCCUGGCUGCAGCAUGCUUGAAAUUUGGGAUCUAGAAGACCCCUCCAAUGCAGCCAGCCCUCCCCUGUGCAGCAUCUUGCUCAAGGAUGCCCGGCCUUACUUCACCACGGUGUUCCAGAACAGCAUGUACAGGGUGUUAAAGAUCGGCUGA